CAGCGCAGAUCUGAGCCUUGUCAUCCGCUUAGCGCCCUCACCCCCGCUCCCCCGCUCCCGCCCUGCGCCCACUCCCGCCGCUGCCGCCACCCCCAUUCUCACCUCCGUGUCCCUAGCGGGCCUGGGGCAUGCUCCGUGCUCCUGCGCCCGGCCUCAUCUGCAGCGAGCGACACUACCCUCCUGCGGAGACAUGAGGCGCGGCCCGCGGACAGUCCUGGCUCUGGGGCUGAUGUGCCUCUGCCUAGCCCAGGCCAACUUCGCCCCGCACUUCUUCGACAACGGGCUCGGCAGCACUAACGGAAACAUGGCCCUAUUCAGCCUCCCGGAGGACACCCCUGUUGGCUCUCAUGUGUACACCCUAAAUGGAACAGACCCCGAGGGAGACCCUGUUUCCUACCAUAUCAGCUUCGACCCCAGCUCUAGAAGCGUCUUUUCCGUGGACCCCAGUUUUGGAAACAUCACCCUGGUUGAAGAGCUGGACAGAGAGAGGGAGGAUGAGAUUGAAGCCAUCAUCAGCAUUUCUGACGGCCUGAAUCUGGUGGCAGAAAAAGUCGUGAUCCUGGUGACUGAUGCCAAUGAUGAGGCGCCCAGGUUCAUCCAGGAGCCUUACAUCGUCCAGAUUCCUGAGGACACACCUGCUGGGAGCAGUAUCUUUAAGGUCCAUGCUGUGGACAAGGACACAGGUUCUGGAGGGAGCGUCACCUACUUCCUACAGAAUAUGCAGUCCACCAAAUUUGCCGUGGACCACCACAGCGGUGUACUGCGCCUCAGGGCUGGGAACACUUUGGACUAUGAGAAGGCUCGGGCCCAUUUCGUCACCGUGGUUGCCAAGGAUGGCGGAGGGAGGCUGCGAGGGGCUGAUGUGGUGUUCUCAGCCACCACCAUGGUCACAGUCAACGUGGAGGAUGUGCAGGACACGGCCCCUGUCUUCGUGGGCAUACCCUACUAUGGCUAUGUGUACGAGGACACUGUUCCGGGCUCGGAGGUACUGACGGUGGUCGCCAUGGAUGGAGAUCGGGGCAAACCCAACCGCAUUCUAUACAGUCUCAUGAACGGGAGUGAUGAAGCCUUCGAAAUUAAUGAGACUUCUGGAGCCAUCUCCGUCACACAGAGCCCUGCUCAGCUCCGGAGAGAGGUGUAUGAACUGCAUGUACAGGUGACUGAAGUCAGUUCUGCAGGGAGCCCAGCUGCUCAGGCCAUGGCCCCAGUCACCAUCAGGAUCGUGGACCUCAACAACCAUCCGCCUACAUUCUAUGGAGAGAGUGGACCCCAGAACAGAUUUGAGCUGUCCAUGUAUGAGCACCCGCCUCAGGGGGAGAUUCUUCGGGGCCUCAAGAUCACCGUCAACGACUCAGACCAGGGAGCCAAUGCCAAAUUCAACCUGCGGCUAGUGGGACCCGGGGGCAUCUUCCGAGUGGUCCCUCAGACGGUCCUGAAUGAAGCCCAAGUCACGAUCAUUGUGGAAAACUCAGCCGCCAUUGAUUUUGAAAAGUUCAAAGUGUUAACCUUCAAGCUCCUGGCCAUUGAAGUGAACACCCCAGAAAAGUUCAGCUCCACAGCAGAUGUAGUGAUCCAGCUCCUGGACACCAACGACAAUGUCCCCAAGUUCACUUCUCACUACUACAUUGCCAGGAUCCCUGAGAAUGCCCCGGGGGGCUCUAACGUGGUGGCUGUCACCGCUGUGGAUCCAGACACAGGUCCCUGGGGUGAAGUCAAAUACUCCAUCUAUGGGUCUGGGGCAGACCUCUUCCUGAUACAUCCAUCUACUGGGAUCAUCUACACCCAGCCCUGGGCCAGCCUGGAUGCUGAGGCCACUGCCAGGUUCAACUUCUAUGUGAAAGCAGAGGACAUGGAGGGCAGGUACAGCCUGGCUGAGGUGUUCGUCACUCUGCUAGAUGUCAAUGACCACUACCCCCAGUUUGGAAAGAGAAUCCAAGAGAAGACAAUGGUGCUGGGGUCCCCAGUGAAAAUUGAGGCCACAGACCAGGAUGCAGAGGAGCCCAACAACCUGGUGGACUAUUCCAUCACCCGCUCAGAGCCAGCCAAUGUGUUUGACAUCGAUGCACACACGGGAGAGAUUCGACUCAAGAACUCCAUCCGCUCCCUGGAUGCCCUGCACAAUAUCACACCCAACGGGGACUACACAUGGUCCCUAGAGGUGCAGGCCAAAGACCGUGGCUCCCCAUCCUUCAGCACCACAGCCUUACUCAAGAUUGACAUCACAGAUACUGAGAUGAUGUCCCGAAGCCCCAUUGACGCCUUCCUGAUGCAGACCAAAGACAACCCCAUGAAGGCUGUGGGUGUGCUGGCCGGCAUCAUGGCCAUCAUUGUGGCUAUAACCGUCCUCAUCUCCACUGCCACCUUCUGGCGCAACAAGAAAUCCAACAAGGUCCUUCCAGUGCGGCGUGUGCUCCGCAAACGGCCCAGCCCUGCACCCCGCGCUGUCGGCAUCGAGUGGCUCAAGUUCAACAAGACCAAGGCAGCUGCCAAGUUUGUGCUUAAAGAGGAUCCUCCCAAUGAGAACUGCAACAACAACAGCCUAGGGACCCCUCCACCCCCCAGAGCCCCAGCUCCCCCUCCACCACCGGGAAUGGCGCCCAGCUCAGGUACAGCCCCCUGGACUGUGCCUACAGUCUCUGGCUCACUCACCCCUUCUCAACCCCAGUGGUCUCCCAAACCCAAGGCCUUGGGAAGCCCCGUCCAGUCAGCUCUGGUAUCUGAGCUCAGGCAAAAGUUUGAGAAGAAGAGUGUAGCUAGCAAGGCUUACUUCUAGAGUGUGUCUGUGGCCCCUCUCUUUCCCACUCUGUGCUCCCCACUCUGCUCCUUAGGGUCAUUCCUGUUUUAUACAAUGGUGUAACCCCUGUAUCCAGGGCUCCGGAUUUCUCUGGUUCUGGCUACGAUUGGCAAAUACCUCCCUAUCACCCAGAUCCUUGGCACAGCUACUAUGCUCCCCAUUCCACAGAGGUUGGGAAUUAACAAGGAGCCAGUUCUAUGUGUCAUCUACUCACCAACCCCAGACCUCACAGUCCCUCAGGUCCUCCUGAGGCCUCAGCAGCCUUAGACGAGGAGCAGGUCCCCGGCCACAUGUGACAAGGCCAACUAGAAGCCUCUAGCUAAGAGCAGGAGCAGAAAAAGGUUGGGUGCUGGCUAAAGUUGGAGAUCAGUGAACUGCGCAGGCUGAGGGAGAACAGAUGCGGCAGAAAAGGGCCAAGAUGCACUGCAAACACGCCGACUGCGGAAUUGUACCUGAAAGCCACUGGGAAGAUGGGGAUGGUGUUCGGGUAGACCCUGUGGGCCUCUGCUGUGCCUACAGGAGACCAGGGACACAGAGGUGUAAGAUGGGCCUUUCAAGAGUGAGGGCAGGUGCCUCAACCAGGGCUGCCCUGGGACCGAAAAUGUCCAAGCUGGAGUCAGAAUGGUGGCCCUAGAGGCAUUAGGAGCGGCUUCAAUCCCCUCUAUAAGCAGCUGUCCCAGCAUAAGUCUGUGAAGAGACAGUGCAGGUGGAGGAUGAAUAUCAAGACUGAGAUAUGGGGAGAUGCCCAUUUUUAUCCGGCUCUUUGGUGCACGUGGUGUAACCUUGGGAAAGCUGUUUAGACUCUCUGAUCAUCUUUCUCAAUCCCUGUAAUUUCCUGUAAAAUGAAGAAAGUAAGUCUCGUUUGCCUCACGCAGAGGUCCAGGAUGAAGAUCGAAAUAAACAGUGGUGACAAGGGCUUUAACCAAGUGCAAAGCAGCACACAUCUAAAGUAUUUUCUUACAGACCAGUUCUCUGGGGUGCAGCUCUUCUGGAAAGUAUUAGAAACCUCUUAGCUACUCUGCCAAGUACCCCAGGAGGUGCUGUGCUGGGUUAGGGUGCUGCCAUUGAUCCGCGGCAUCCGGAGCUGGAUGACGGCACUGCCUUUGAUACACAUACCUCUCCAUCCAUUCCUUCUCCCCAUCACCACUACCACACCCCCUGUGCAGCCCUGGCCAGCUGCCAUCAGAGAGCACAAGAGCUGGGUGGCACAUCCAGUCCAAACCUCCAUUUGUCAAGAUGACAAAAACAAGUAGCCAAGAGAAGAGAGAUUGCCAGAGGCCACACCCAAUUGCCAGAGGGACCUGGUCUGAGGACUCCUGGCUCUUCAGCAUUGUCUUCUAGCUGGGGCCCACCUUGUAAGCUUGAGACCACCUCCCCCAGGGGAGAAGACUUGUAGGCCUCUGUGGUUAAUAUAAAGAGAUUCUGUCUGACUUUCAGGAAACUCGCUGUAAGGAACUCUAGAAAUGAAUACCCAGAGAAAAAUAUAACAGUUCGUUGCAUUUUCCUCUGCCCACUAAUAACCCCUCUAGAAUAAUACAUCAGUGAUUUUAUUUAAACAGAUGAUAUGCAUAUAAAGUUUUCUUAAUUUCUGAGUCUGUGCUUUGAGGUGUUAUUCAGGUGUGCUGGUGUGCAGGAUCCUUACUGGGGCUUCUGCGGUCCCCAACCCAGAGAUUGUUAAGAGAUGGGCUCUAAGAAGUCAGGAGCCCAGACUGAACAAAUAGGUCCUUUGCAGUCCAUAUUUCAGGAGAAGGCUGUGCUGGACCAAGUUCACCCUCCACAGCGAGUACAGCAUCCUCCUAAUUUGCAUGCAAUUAUCCUCUUUUGUAAAUGGUAAAUAAAAUCUGUUA
This is a messenger RNA of Pteropus alecto (black flying fox), 4641 nucleotides long. It is a transcript of the gene CDHR1, whose product is annotated as cadherin related family member 1. Gene Ontology annotation, biological process: homophilic cell-cell adhesion; cell-cell junction assembly; multicellular organism development. Bases 191 to 2773 code for a protein of 860 amino acids. Gene Ontology annotation, cellular component: catenin complex; plasma membrane; adherens junction. The record is from RefSeq and is a predicted model, not a curated record. Gene Ontology annotation, molecular function: calcium ion binding; cadherin binding. The transcript is spliced from 17 exons. Lineage: Eukaryota; Metazoa; Chordata; Mammalia; Chiroptera; Pteropodidae.